AUGAGCACAAGUAGUACCCGUGGACGAGAUACUAGGGGCCGUGGUAGAGGCCGUAGAGGGGCUCGAGCUGAGUCUCUUGCUUCUGAUACUAUACCUGUGGUGGACGCUAGUGAGACACUGGCAUCGCCUACGACGGAUAGUGGGACAAGACCGUAUGAUCGUACGACUGAGGAUGACGUACUGUCCCAAGCCAUGCUUCUUAUUCUAGAAAGGGUCGCUAGACCCAACACUGGUACCGGAGGCAGUGGGUCAGUUUCGGAACGUCUCCAAUCGAAUAGAGCAGAAGUAUUUAGGGGCAUUUCUAGAGUAGCCCCGAAUGUGGCUAAGUACUGGUUGGAAGCCACGGAGAGAAUAAUAGAUGACCUGGAUUGCACGGCUGAACAAAAGCUGAAAGGGGCGAUAUCACUACUUAGGGAGGAAGCUUACCAGUGGUGGUUGACUGUGAAAGAGGGCACCCAACUUGAGCGGAUUACCUGGGAAUUCUUUAAAUCUGUAUUUCAAGGGAAGUACGUCGGGGCAAGCUAUGUAGAUGCCCGGAGGAAGGAAUUCUUAAACUUAACUCAAGGGGAUCGGUCUGUGGCUGAGUAUGAGGCAGAGUUUUUGCGACUUAGCCGAUAUGCCCUUGGAAUAGUAGCAACAGAGUAUGAACGUUGUGUUCGGUUUGAGGAUGGCCUCCGGGAUAGUCUACGAGUAUUAAUAGCUCCACAGAGGGAGCGAGAUUUUGCGGUAUUGCUAGAGAAAGCUAAGAUAGCUGAGGAUGUGAAACGCACUGAGUGCCAGAGCUGGGAAAAGAAAAUGAGUAAAAACAAAAUAGAUUUAAAGCCCUCCAAUUCUGAUCAGAGGCAUAGGAAAAGUGCCAAGGCAGAUGGGCCGGUCCGAGCUGAAGCUCCUGUUGCUGCUGUUAGAUUACAACCUUGUGUUGAUUACGAGAAAAGCCAUUAUGGCGAAUGCUGGAAAAGGAUUGAAGCCUGUUUAAGAUACGGAUCUAUGGAGCAUCAUUUCAGAGAGUGUCAUCGGAAACCAGAUUAUGGACAAACUACUGGUACGGAUAAUAUACAGCCGCCGAGGGGUGGUCAACAGCCAGCAAGAGGCCGUAGCAAUGGAAUGGGUCGUGGUCGUGGAGCACCGACAGGGGUAUGGGACAUGCUGAGGCGAGACAGCCAGCCUUGGUCUAUGCAGCAUGUCGCCGUGAGGAUGGAGACGCUCCAGAAGUAG
Messenger RNA from Gossypium arboreum, 1215 nucleotides. RefSeq lists its product as uncharacterized. The coding region runs from base 1 to 1215 and encodes 404 amino acids. NCBI's taxonomy places the organism in Eukaryota, Viridiplantae, Streptophyta, Magnoliopsida, Malvales, Malvaceae. The transcript has a single exon. The record is from RefSeq and is a predicted model, not a curated record.